ACUUGAACCUCCCAGUCUCCCGCAUCAAACGAGGGCGAAAUGGAGCUCGCCGCGCUACAACUACACCACGUUCUUCUCCAGACGUACCACGAGUCUCAGGCCCCCGGUGCCGCCGAAGAUGGCGCCAGCGAUUCUUCAGGGGAGACAAUCACCAGCGACAGUGGGCGUGGCGGAAGUGACGAGGAUAUCAGCAACUCGAACAUGUUGUCCGGGAACUCCAUGGACGAUUCCAGAGCCGGCCAUAACGGAAGCUUCCAGUCCAACGUGAGCACCUUCUGCCAGAACGCCAACCUCAAGUCCAGUGUCAAAGACCCGGUCCGGUCGAGCGCCAGAAAACACGUGACUUUCAAGGACAUGGAGCGGUUCCGCAACAGCAUCCGGUCACAGAACGGGGGCGCCGCCCUCUCGAACAACGACCUGGCCGUGAGCACGGGGGCCCAGCCUGUGCAGAAGGGGUCUGUUCAAGGGGUCAACUCCGGCGCAAGGGGUCACCAGAACCCGUUGAGCGAGAUGAACAUCCCCGUUGCUAGGGACAACAGCAAUGUCCGUAUUGAUAACCAUAACUUGGGUGGUUAUCCCGGACACGCCGCGCUGAAACCUAGGGGCGUUGCCUCCCCGUCUUACUCUGACAACCAGGGGCGCGACUCCCCUAAACUGGUCACCUUUUCAACAUCCGCACCUUUACAGCCUUAUCAACACUUUUCUCACCCGCGCCUGCCUUCAUACAGCGGUGAAGACUCCAUCCCCAGCCCCAUGCCUAAAGAAUCCAACAUCGAAUGGAGGCAGCACCCGCAGCACGACCUCACCGGAAGUAAACUGAGCAUCAACUCCGCCCCUGCUCAGCCGUACCUACACACGACCUCCUCCAGAGACCGGCUGCCGGCGCCGCAUCACAACUUCCGGUCCCAGAGUCCCCAGGUGUUCCCGGCCCAGCCCUACAACGACACCAUCACCAGAAACACCGACCAAAAACAGAUUUUAUCGAAAUCAGCCUCCAAAGACAAUAACUGGGGAACCUUCCAGAAUUUGAAAAACCCUCACCGAGACGGUCUUCAGCUCCCCCAUAGCAACUCAUUCAACUCCAACAUCAACGGGAACCUACUCCCUCCCCGGCUCACAUCUCCACUUCCGGUUAUCCCACCCCGGGAAGCCGUCCAUCUGCCGGACAAAUACUCCUCCCAGCCGUCCCUUCACGGCUCCGACGUCAGCAAAUACCCCACUAACACCAGCAACAAAAUGGCGUUCUUGACGGAGCGUUUCGCCAUGCCGUCAAGAGACUGGACCAAUGAGAGCAUCGCCACGACGGAAGACGGCGACGACCAGCGAUCAACGACCACUUCCGGUAGUUACUCCAUAGACCACGAGGACGAGUACCUCGCCAUGGAAUUCAAACCUAAAGACAUCGUUGUGUAAAAACUACUCACACUUAAAACAUUCGUGUUCCAAUCUUAGAAGUAAUAAUAAUGGCAUAAAAACUUGCAACGAGAAUGAAAUAGCUACGUAUUCUUUAAAGGGACCAAAAGCACAAAUUCAUAUUAGUCUUGGAAGACAACUUAUAGCAGCAAGAUAUUAUAUUCAUGCACAAUUUUGGUAUCCAAGAAAGCCCUUUGAUUAUUGUAGCCCUUUUCUCGAAUUAAUUUUAUGUAAUCUCCUGCCAAAAUUGUACCAAAGCAACUAUGUGCACGCGGUAUACAUUAUUUAUAUAACAAAAUAAAAACGAGAAGUCAUUUUGUGAACUUUAUUAUAACACAUACUUACAUGACCAAUGUUAUGGGCUAAAAAUAUAAAGAUACUAGGAGCAUGACAAACGUGUUCUAUUAAUUAAUAUCCGAUAUUAAC
Messenger RNA from Physella acuta, 1839 nucleotides. RefSeq lists its product as uncharacterized. NCBI's taxonomy places the organism in Eukaryota, Metazoa, Mollusca, Gastropoda, Physidae. The record is from RefSeq and is a predicted model, not a curated record.